Molecule: messenger RNA, 375 nt
Organism: Linum tenue
Lineage: Eukaryota; Viridiplantae; Streptophyta; Magnoliopsida; Malpighiales; Linaceae
Source: the annotation of a GenBank genome assembly
AUGAAUACUUGGGAACUUGAUGCUGCCCUCGAUGUGCUCACAAUGUGCAGCUGCCACUUGACUGAAUGUGAUUCUGUUAGGAAUGAGGUAUUUGCUCCUUUAUGGUCUUACAGCGGAAACAAGCUUUGCAGAGAUACAGCCAUAUACUUGGUGCUGAUGAUCGUUAUAGCAAUUGGCAAUAGCUACGAAAUGGAUGACCUUGCUUUCCUUAAUGAACAAGAAGAUGCGCCCGGCAAGCCUGAUAAAAAGGGUAGGGGAAUUGAUUGCGGCGGGGCGCCGGAGAGGAAGACGAAGAUGGCAGCUGGAUUCCAAUCUAUCGUCGCAACUCAACCCGCCGCUCUCUCAGCUCCGGCGCAACUCAACCCGCCGCUCUGA